Molecule: messenger RNA, 1179 nt
Organism: Caenorhabditis bovis
Lineage: Eukaryota; Metazoa; Nematoda; Chromadorea; Rhabditida; Rhabditidae
Source: the annotation of a GenBank genome assembly
AUGAGAUUCAUUCUCUUGUUAGCCCUUGUGGGGCUUGCGGCAGCCGCCGUUCAUCAACACAAGCUUACCUUCCGUGAGUCGAGACGCAUCCAGAUGAUCAAACGAGGAGAAUGGGGAGCAUAUCGCAAGUAUUUGAAUGAUAUGCGCGAUGCCAAUCCAGCUGAGUUCGGUGUUGUGCCAGAAAAUGUCAACGAUUUUGGGGACUUUGAAUAUCUCGGAAAUAUUACCAUCGGAACCCCUGAUCAAUCAUUUGUUGUCGUUCUUGAUACCGGAUCUGCCAACCUUUGGGUUCCGGGACCAAAAUGCGAUAAGUCGUGCGACGGAAAGAAUAAAUUUGAUUCAAGCAAAUCUUCUUCAUUUGUUGCCAACGGAAAAGCAUGGACCAUUCAAUAUGGAUCAGGAAAUGCUAAGGGAUUCCUAGGAGAGGACACUGUUAGAUUUGGAGGACUUGAUGAGCAACAACUUGUGGUCCCAUCAACCACCUUCGGAAUCGCCACUCAUAUUUCAUCUGAUUUCAAAACCGAUGCAGCCGAAGGAAUUCUCGGUCUUGCUUUCACAUCUCUUGCCGUUGACCACGUUGUUCCACCACUGAUUAAUGCUAUUAACCAAAACCUUCUCGACCAACCAGUGUUCACUGUCUGGCUUGAGCACAAAGGCGCUGCAAACAAUGUUGGCGGAGGUGUGUUCACUUAUGGCGGACUCGACACGACCAACUGCGGAGAAGUGAUCGCUUAUCAACCACUCUCAUCUGCAACAUAUUAUCAAUUUGUAGCCAAAAAGUUCUCCCUUGGAUCGUACAGCAACAGCAAGAAGUAUCAGGUUAUUUCCGACACUGGAACUUCUUUCCUCGGAGGACCAAAAGCGGUUAUCCAAGGGCUAGCCAACGAAUUGGGAGCUACUUACAGCCGCGAAGACGGACUCUACUAUCUCCCAUGUGAUACUAACAAAGGAACUCUUGACAUUCUCAUCGGAGAUAAUACUUAUUCGAUUGAGAAAGUUAACUACAUCAUCAACCUCGACGAUGGAAAAACAUGUGCAUUCGCUGCAUUUGAUUUCAACAAUUUUGGAUUCGGACCAGCCUGGAUUCUAGGAGAUCCUUUCAUCCGUCAAUACUGCAACAUUCACGAUAUUCAACAACAACGAAUGGGAUUUGCAAGAUCUCUUCAGCCCACUCUCUAA